This is a messenger RNA of Closterium sp. NIES-67, 3526 nucleotides long. The record is from the annotation of a GenBank genome assembly. Lineage: Eukaryota; Viridiplantae; Streptophyta; Zygnematophyceae; Desmidiales; Closteriaceae.
UUGCUCAAACCAGGAUGUAAUUCUGAACAAGCGAGCUGCGUGGAACAGAAGGCAGAUCACCAGCCACAGUACGCGAGGGACGGCAGAGGCCGCUGUCCAAAAGCUUGAAUUCCUGGGUAGUGCGUCGGCCAGACUGCUGUCUGCGUAUGUGCGAUCGCGUCUUCACGGCCGAUUGACUAAACUGAUCGUUCUCUUUCCUGCUCUCUAGCGAUGUCGUCCAACUUGGGAUCCAUACCGGACAGCACGUUCCCAGCGUGGUCGCAGUCCGUGUCGGAAUGUCUCGACAAGUUCCAGGUGGAUCCCGUCAACGGCCUGGACCCGCAGGACGUGGCGUGGCGGCGCAGCCGGUUCGGGUUCAACGAGCUGGAGAAGGAGCCGGGGACGCCGUUCUGGAAGCUGGUGCUCGAUCAGUUCGACGACACGCUCGUCAAAAUCCUCCUCGCCGCUGCUGCCGUGUCGUUCGUCCUCGCUUACGUGGACGAGCAGGAGGAUGGCGGCAUCACGGCGUACGUGGAGCCGCUGGUCAUUCUGCUCAUCCUCAUUCUCAACGCCUGCGUGGGCGUGUGGCAGGAGAGCAACGCAGAGCACGCUCUAGAGGCGCUUAAAGACAUGCAGUCCGAGACGGCCAAGGUGGUGCGGGCGGGGCAGCACAUAGACGACCUGCCGGCGCGGGAGCUGGUGCCGGGCGACAUAGUGGAGCUGCGCGUGGGGGACAAGGUGCCCGCCGACAUGCGCGUUAUAAGGCUCCUCACUUCCACGCUGAGAGUGGAGCAGGCGUCGCUGACAGGGGAGAGCAUGGCCGUGCAGAAGUCCGCGCAUGAGGUUCAGCAGCAGGACUGCGAGCUGCAGUCCAAGGAGAGCAUGGUGUUCGCUGGCACCACAGUGGUCAACGGCUCCAGCCACAACCUGGUGAUAGCCACGGGCAUGAGCACGGAGAUAGGCAAGAUCCAGCAGCAGAUCGCAGCAGCGGCAGCUGAGGAGGACGACACCCCCCUCAAGAAGAAGCUCGACGAGUUUGGGGAGCGCCUCACCACAGUCAUCGGGGUCAUCUGCCUGCUCGUCUGGCUCAUCAACUACAAGUUCUUUCUCUCCUGGAAGCCGGAUCCGGACGCGUGGUGGACCGGAGGGCUGAGAUUCACCUUCUCGUUCCAGAAGUGCACCUACUAUUUUAAGAUCGCUGUGGCGCUGGCGGUAGCCGCGAUUCCCGAGGGUUUACCUGCAGUGAUCACCACGUGUCUGGCGCUGGGCACGAGGAAGAUGGCGCAGAAGAAUGCGAUUGUGAGGAAGCUGCCGUCCGUGGAGACGCUUGGGUGCACCACUGUUAUCUGCUCCGAUAAGACAGGCACUCUUACCACCAACCAGAUGGCUGUAUCCGCCCUGGUCCUCCCCGGCACCCUCCCCUCCACGUUCCUCUCCUUCUCAGUGGACGGCACCUCCUACAACCCGGCGGACGGGGAGAUCCUUAACUGGGGGCGGUCGGUCACCUUCCCCAACACGCACUCGCUCACCCUGGCAGCUGUGCUGUGCAACGACGCGUCCAUAUCGUUCAAGGGUGGGGUGUAUAGAGCCUCGGGGCUGCCGACAGAAGCGGCGCUGAGAGUGCUGGUGGAGAAGAUCGGCGUGCCGGAUGACACGGCGCAGCUGGGGAUCCGGAAUAAGAGGAAGGGGGCGCCCGCUGCCCACUUGCAAGACGCGAACGAGUGGUGGGGCAAGCAGUGGGAGCGGAAGGCGGUGCUGGAGUUUGACCGCAGCCGCAAGUCCAUGAGUGUCAUUGUGCAGAGUGGCCUCGGCAAGACACGCCUGCUGGUCAAGGGCGCAGUAGAGUCAGUUUUGGAGCGCUGCACGUCCAUCCAGCUGGCAGACGGCUCCAUUGUCCCGCUCACCUCGGAGGGCCGCCGAGCCACAGAGGCCGUGCUGACGGGCAUGGCGUCCAAGGCGCUGAGGUGCCUGGCGUUCGCGUUCAAGGAGGGGGCGGCGCUGGGCGCGCUGCAGGGGUACAGCGGGGAGCAGCACGUGGAGCACAAGAUGCUGCUGGAUCCAGGGAACUACGAGAAGAUUGAACAGGGGCUGGUCUUUUGCGGGAUGGUUGGACUGCGGGACCCCCCUCGGGAGGAGGUGCCAGCAGCAGUGGAGGAUUGCCGGGCGGCAGGCAUUAAGGUGAUGGUGAUAACGGGCGACAACAAGAACACUGCUGAGGCUAUCUGCCGUGAGAUCGGCGUGCUGAGCCCCUCGGACGAUCUCAGCCGUUGCAGCUUCACUGGCAAGGACUUCAUGGACCUGCCGGUUGCUGCCAGGAUGGAGAUUCUCAAGGCGCCAGGGGGCAAAGUGUUCUCACGUGCGGAGCCACGGCACAAGCAGGAGAUAGUGCGGAUGCUGAAGGAGCAGGGGGAGGUGGUGGCGAUGACGGGGGAUGGAGUCAACGACGCACCUGCUCUCAAGCUGGCUGAUAUUGGCAUUGCCAUGGGCAUUGCCGGCACGGAGGUGGCCAAGGAGGCGUCAGACAUGGUGCUGGCGGACGACAACUUCAGCACAAUCGUCGCCGCCGUGGCGGAGGGGCGAUCCAUCUACAACAACAUGAAGGCGUUCAUCCGGUACAUGAUAUCGAGCAACAUGGGCGAGGUGGCGUCCAUCUUCCUCACAGCGGCCCUGGGGCUACCAGAGAACCUUAUCCCCGUGCAGCUGCUGUGGGUCAACCUCGUCACGGACGGCCCGCCCGCAACGGCGCUGGGCUUCAACCCCCCGGAUGAGAACGUGAUGCGCAGACAGCCCCGGCGCAGCGACGACGCCCUGGUCACUGCCUGGGUGCUGCUGCGCUAUGUGAUCAUAGGCAUGUACGUGGGCAUAGCGACAGUCGGAGUCUUCGCCAUCUGGUACACGCACUCCUCCUUCCUCGGCAUCGACCUCUCGCACGACGGCCACACGCUCGUCUCGCUGCACCAGCUGCGCCACUGGGACCAGUGCCGCUCCUGGGAUGACUUCUCCGCUGCACCCUUCACCGCAGGAGCGCAGACAUUCUCUUUUAAUCACGACCCAUGUGACUAUUUCGAGUCGGGGAAGGUGAAGGCUACCACGCUGUCGCUGUCGGUUCUAGUGGCCAUCGAGAUGUUCAACUCGCUCAAUGCACUCUCGGAGGAUGUGAGUCUAACGAGGAUGCCGCCGUGGGUGAACCCGUGGCUCCUGGUGGCGAUGACCCUGUCGUUCUCACUGCAUUUUCUCAUCCUCUAUGUGCCGUUCCUCGCUAACGUGUUUGGGAUUGUGCCGCUGAGCUUCAACGAGUGGCUGUUGGUGCUCGUGACGUCGCUGCCGGUCAUCUUGAUAGACGAGGUGCUCAAGAAGAUCGGGAGAGAGAUGCACAAGGCGCCGACUCAAAGGAAAGUCAAGGAGGAUUAGCACACCCUGCUAUGAGAACUUUUAGGUGAUCUCUUGUGCAAGGUGUGGUUUCUUACGAUUUUUUGUUUGAUAUAUCCAUAAUAAUAUGUACGAUAGUGGUCAUGGAAUUAACAGGAAUUGCCCCCUAACUUUAAUU